GUUUGUAGAUUUGUAGAUAUUGUUAGGUACCUAUAAUAUAAGAGACUUUGAUUGAAUAAAGUUUUUCGAUUUUAUUAUUUAAUUAAUUUAAAAAGAAGUAAACGUCAAGUUCUACAGAAUAUGCAUAAAAUUCAAGAUUGGUUAGCCCGACCUCCAAAAUAUACAACUUUCCGGAUUAAUAGUCUUCGAAAAUUUGAAUAUGAUAAGCUGACAAACUAUUUAAUAGAGCAAAGUAAAGAAUUGAAUACCACUAGUAUUCCAAAGUUUUAUCUGCUACGGCCAGAUUGUCUUGUGGUUGAACAAUGGACUGAUGAUGUAAAAAUUGAGAAUGGAAAUAAAAUUGUUGUGGUAGACGCUUUGUGUGCAGCUGCAGUGUUGAGAGGAGCUCAUGUAUUUGCACCUGGAGUUAUGGGGCUUCCUUCAGGUAAAAUAAUCUUUAAAUUUUUGUUGAAAGUUAAUUAUGAUGGUAAGAAAAAGUAUGUGGGCACUGGUUAUUUAAAAAUGACAAGAAAUGAAUUAUUUGAUAAUGGAAUCCAAGCAAGUGGUAUAGCUGUACAUACAUUAUUGCCGGCUUCAAGGUUGCCUGUAAUAAAUGAGACUUUGUAUCCAAAAGGUACAAUUUUAUUACAAAACCUGCCAUCAAUAGUAUGUGGCUGGGUAGUUGAUGCAAAGCCUCAUGAAGUCAUCCUGGAUAUGUGUGCUGCUCCAGGAAACAAAACAACUCAUUUAGCUGAAAUGUCUCAUGAUCAAGCAAACAUAAUUGCUUUGGAUAAAACACCUCAGAAGAUAGCAAGUUUACAAAAAAACUGUUACAGUCAUGGUUUAACAUGUAUAAAAGCUUUUGUAUUUGAUUCUACAAAAUGCUGUUCAUAUGAAAGUGACGGAGUACACCAAGGUCCUCCUUAUCCCCCAAACAGUUUUGAUAAAGUUCUUCUAGAUGCCCCAUGCAGUGGGCUGGGACAACGACCUCAGCUUAUCAAUAAAAUGACACCCAAAAUGCUGCAGUCAUAUAAAUUUGUUCAGAGAAAAUUAUUUCGAUCUGCAGUUGAAGUACUGAAAUUUGGUGGAAGGUUAACAUACAGUACUUGCACAGUAACUGAAGACGAGAAUGAAAGAAUAGUGUCUUGGGCAUUGGAAACAUUCCCAUGUUUGUCUUUGGUACCAGCUGAACCUCUACUUGGUGGUCCAGGAUUGCCCAAUUGUGGUCUAAGUGACCAACAAAGAGAAAUGGUACAGCGAUUUAGUCCCACUGACGAUAGUUUGAGGUUUGUGGAUCCAAUUUACAAAGAUACGAUCGGAUUUUUUAUUGCACAAUUUACAAAAUUGAAAUGAAAUGGUUUGCAUAUAUGUGGUUCUGAUCGAAAGGACAUAUAAUAUGUCUAAUUUUGGUUUUAAUAUAUGUAUAAGUUUAGUUUAAUUUUAUAAUAAUAGAUGGCGUUAUCCCGUUUUGAAACGCGAUAUGGUUUUGUUUUGAUACAAACAUAAAUAGAAAGGUGAUUUUUAAAUAAAUGUCUUCGUUCCGGGAGUCUGAGUUUCAUUCAAGCUGCCUUGGCUCGAUAUACUCUUGUCUAAGGGUCCUAACGAGUCGGAUAUAGUGAAGGAUUUGGCAGUUUCUAAGUGUAGAGUGAAGCUAGUGGUGUGAAACCAGUCCAAAGAAGAUCAGGUGCAUGCAGCGCCAUCUGUCGGCUAGUACAGUGAAGUGCAGUAAGUGAGCAAGAAAAACUGUAAGUACUUUUAUCUGUGUAAAGACUUAGAAAAAUUUCAAGAUAGAAGUAGUGGGACUUGUAAAAUUUCAUAGUGUAGAUUCUGGGACUUAGAAUAAUUCGGUAAAAAGUGACGAGACGAGGAAUCUAUGCCCGAUUUCAUAGCGGUGACAAAAAAGUCCAAACACUUAGAAAAUUUUGAUCAAUAAAAAACAGAACAUAGACAAAUUUUGAAAAAAUAAUUGGUGACAUUUAUAAUUACAUCUGUCAAUCAUGGAGGGCUGUAUAAGAGUAGUGAAACAAUUAUUCAGUCAAAUAGAAAAGGGAAGAA
Amyelois transitella is the source of this 2034-nucleotide messenger RNA. RefSeq names its product tRNA (cytosine(72)-C(5))-methyltransferase NSUN6. The record is from RefSeq and is a predicted model, not a curated record. The transcript has 6 exons. Gene Ontology annotation, biological process: RNA methylation. The coding region runs from base 121 to 1332 and encodes 403 amino acids. Lineage: Eukaryota; Metazoa; Arthropoda; Insecta; Lepidoptera; Pyralidae. Gene Ontology annotation, molecular function: RNA binding; methyltransferase activity.